Molecule: messenger RNA, 1051 nt
Organism: Cinara cedri
Lineage: Eukaryota; Metazoa; Arthropoda; Insecta; Hemiptera; Aphididae
Source: the annotation of a GenBank genome assembly
AUGAACGCGAAAAGUUCAAUCGAAGAUAAACCGUUACGGGUUUAUCAAACAUUUAUUAACGAGUGUUCGACAAUUGUUACUUCGCACGUGAAUAAGAAUUCAGUUCAACAAUUAGUAAACGUCAAAGACACAGUGUUGAAAUCUACAAAGAACCAAAAUUUAUUGAUAAAAUAUGCCUAACCCCAACAAUGUGUCAAACACUAAAAAGUGAAUUAAUUUUGAUUAAAAAAUAAUGAAAAGUUGCUAUUGUUUACGACAAAUGAUAACUGUACAUAUUUAAGCGAAUCUAUCUGCUGUUUAGCAGAUGGAAUAUUCAAGGCUUGUUCACACAUUUUCGAACAAAUGUAUGUUAUUUACGGAUCGAUUAAACGCAGAACCAACGAAAUCUUUGUACCGUUAGUAUUUGCUCUGAUGAUUGGUAAAAGUAAAGAGUUAUACACACGAGCAUUUUGUUUAUUAAGUGAAUUAUUCAUUGAAAAUAAUAUUACACAAACUAAUAACCGUGAAACAAUAACAGACUUUUAAAAAGCGACGAUAAAUUCAUUAACUGAAAAUUUUCCACAAGCAACUCAUUCAAUAUGUUUUAUCCAUUUAUGCCAGAGUAUUUAUAGAAAAAUUCGCAAUAUUGGGUUAUCGACGAAAUAUGAUAAUGAUCCCGAGUUUAAUCUCCUAGCAAGAAAUUUACCUGUGGUGGUUUUUUUACCAGUUGAUAGGGUUUGUAUUAUAUUAUUGUAAUUUGCAUUGAUUUUAUUUUAUUGUAUUUUUUCUAAAUCCUUACAUUUUAUAUUUCAGGUUCAGAAAAGCUGGGCCAUAAUCAAACCAUUAUUUAGGAGCAACGAACAAAAGCAUAAAUCUAUUAAAGUAUUUUGAACAUUCAAAUAUCAUGAGUAGACAAGCUAUGAAAACAAGAGGAAGAUCGAGAGAUCUAAGAGAACCAGUUUAUACUCCUCCAAUAUUCCCUCCAGAACUAUGGUCUGUAGAUAAAAGAUUACUAUCAGGAUUGCCCAGGACGACUAAUACAGCAGAACUCUGGCAUAGAAAAUUAUAUUGA